AACUUUCUGGCUACGUAGGCAUUAGCGACCGUUGGUGUAGCAACUUAGCCUGGCGCUAAGUCCUGUGCUUAGCCCCAAUCAUAGGUUCACCCCAACCACCACGUUCUUCCUGCCCAUUGUUCCACAAUUCCCUUAUAAAAUGCAAGGGAGUAAUGCUCCUAGAGCAAGACCAAGCCGUGCAGCCGCUUGCAGCAGCUCGGUUUGUCGACCGGCUGUAUCCAUCCCUUUCCCUCCCAUCUCGAGUUGCAUCGGCAGCACCAACCACAAUGCUGCUGGCUCGGCUUAUCCCGUCAGCUACGUCAGCGCCAACACGCCUAACACCACCACCACCAGCAACACCAACGCCACCACCUACCGCUGCUGCGGCCUUCCUAACCGCCACCAAAGCCACCGAGCAGCACCUCACAGGGCGCUACCACCCUCCGGCGACCACCCCCUCGACACCGACGGCUCCCCACCCAAAGUCCCCCGCAUCGCCCAGCCCAGCACCGCGCUGCUGCUCGCCUGGUUGGCGGCGGGCGGCGGCUCGCUGCUGGCCGCGCAGUGCCUGGUGGAGGCGCUGCUGCGGCUGCACCGGGAGG
Astrephomene gubernaculifera is the source of this 581-nucleotide messenger RNA. NCBI's taxonomy places the organism in Eukaryota, Viridiplantae, Chlorophyta, Chlorophyceae, Chlamydomonadales, Astrephomenaceae. The record is from the annotation of a GenBank genome assembly.